Molecule: messenger RNA, 5072 nt
Organism: Haplochromis burtoni (Burton's mouthbrooder)
Lineage: Eukaryota; Metazoa; Chordata; Actinopteri; Cichliformes; Cichlidae
Gene: mmrn2a
Product: multimerin 2a
Exons: 11
Coding region: 101-3391 (1096 amino acids)
Molecular function (GO): protein binding
Source: RefSeq, a predicted model, not a curated record
UAAAUCCAAAAUGCUACAAAUGCAGAAAGCUUUUCACUCACAAAAAGGAAAGGGCAAAAAAAUGUUCAGAAAACAUUAAAUGAACUGAAAAUGUCUCUGCAUGAAAGAGUGUCGAUCACAUUUAUUGAUCCGUUAUAAACACAGAGCUGGACCCGGUCGGAGGAGGAGGGGAAACGUGACUAAACCCUUUCCUCCUGCAGAGGAAACAGGAGGCGUGACCUCCUCCCUCCCCUCCUCCUUCUCUCUCCUCCAGCUGUUUAAAACCGGCUGGCGCGUGAGCCACACAGAUGCAGACAUGACGGCAGUGGGAGAACUGGUGCUGGUGCUGGGAUUACUGGUGAGCGCUCACUGCGAGGUGAGAGCACGAGACCCCGAGGUGGAGGAGGAGGAAGGGGAGCUGGGAGGAGGAGGAGGAGGAGGAGGAGGAGUGUUCCCCCUUCACCCCAGGACGACCGAGACCAGCCCACUGGGAGAGACGGGGAGCAAUCCGGCCCGAUCCGGGAACUGGUGUCCGUUCGUGCAUAAGCAUGUGCAAACGAUGGCAGUUAUGUGUGGAACAGAGAAGUACACCAUCAAGUCUCAGAGUCCAUGUCCGAGCGGGACGCCCGACUGUCACCUGACCAUGUACAAGCUGUCCACACGGCCGAUUUACAGGCAGCAGCAGAAGAUCGUAACCGCUCUGCUGUGGCGCUGCUGUCCGGGACACGGAGGACACAACUGCGAGGACACAGUCUCAGGCCCUCGGCAGGAUUCUGAAAGCUCGACUCUGAUUGGACGAUCUGAAGCAGGCACAUCAGAGGUCAAGGCUCCAGUUGUUCAUACUCGGCCCCAGCAGCGGGGCGGAGACCUGAACCACGAACAGAACGACCACCAAGUGGCCGACAGCACGCUGUAUGAUGCCAGCUACCCAAGCAGCCAGGACAACGACACACAGCCCACCCCGGGGCCAGAACACGCCCACAAACGCCAUCAUACAUCAUACCAGGCGAUGAACACUCACAACCACGACCGACACCCCCACCACCUCGAUCGUGAUCACCCACAGCAGGAACACCGAACGCCAGAGGACCUCAGUGCCGCCCCUCUCCCAUAUCCCGGUGCCCUUAUUCCCCUUAUUGUCCCCUACAUGAUGGACCGGGUGUGGUCCCAGCUACAGCCGGUCAUGGAGCACUUUAACCACUCACUGGAACACCUGAGCCAGAGGGUAGGUGACCUGGCCCAUGAUGUGGCCCAGCUGAAGAGCAGCCAGCUGGGGGCGGGGCAUCAGAUGACUCUUCAGGAGGAGCGUGAUGACGGGGUGGAGGAGCGGUUGGACGCCAGAUUAGAUGAAGUGAUUCAGAACAUCGGGGAGGUCAAGAGGCAGGUGGAGGCGCAGCAGACUGAGAUGGAGAAGAGGCUGCACUCGCAGCAUGUAAUGCUGCACUACAACCUCACCAGCUUCAAGGCCGACAUCGACGUGAAGCUGAAACACCAGCAGAAGACGCUGCAGGUCAGCCUGCAGGCCAUGAACGCCACGCUGACAGAGCUGAAGUUGGACCAGUGGCAGAUGGCUGAGGAUGAGCAGGAUCAGGACGACCUCCAUCCGCCCACCAACCCUCCACACCAGCUGCCGCCUCCCACGGACGCCUCAGAGCUGUGGGACGCCAUCGACCGGCUGGACAACACGGUGGUCAACAACACGGUGAAGGUGACCACACUGGUGGAGGAUGCGGCGGUGACAUCGCGCGCCGUCCAGCAGCUGAGUCGGCACGUUAAGGAGCUGGAAAAGCAGAUCAACGACACGGCGCGGCGCACCCAGGUGCUGUUCAUGGAGACGGGGCUGGAGGUGGAGGACGCCAAAGUGAAGGUGCUGAAUCGUGUAAAAGAGCUGGCGGGGAAGCUGAGCCAGCAGGUUAAACGACUGGACGAUGUUGAGGAGGACAUGGACUGCCUGUGGACGAUCCCGAACACCUGCAAGAACAACUCGCGCAUCGAAUGCAACUGUGAGAGCUUGCAGGCGACCGUGGCUAUCUUGCAGAGGGACGUGGCCAACGUGACCGAGCUGGCCAAUGAGAACAGAUUAGCUCUGGACGAGAACAGCAGGGGAGGGCAUUGGGGUACGAGCAGCGACUGGGAGCCGGCGGUAAAGGCGCUCCAACUUGGCCUCCACAGGGAGCAGAGCAGGAUCAGGACUCUGGACCUCGGCCUGGCCCACCUGAAUGCCUCAGUCUCUGGCCUGAAGCACGCAGACAGACAGCAGGACGCCAAGAUAAAGGUGCUGGACACCACCUUCAACAUCCUCCUCCAAGACGCCAGCCGACACAGCAGGGUACUGAAGAUGUUGCUGGGAGACGAGGUGAUCGACUUCUUGAAGAUGAUCAGCCUGAGGGAGAAGGAGAGGCCGGACCACGAGGACGAGGAGGAGGAGGAGGCUGACUUCAUCUCCGUCCAGGCUCUGAAGGAGGACCUGAGGCACCUGCAGGAGCAGCUGAGAGAACACGAGCAAACGAUCAUCAUGCUGAAGCAGGGCCAGACGGGAGGCAGAGAGGAGGUUCCGUCUGCAGACCAGCCUCCCUCCUGGUUGCCCGGUGACCCAAGGAGGGGCGGCGGCGACGGACUUCCUGCUAGGGAGCAGCAGAUGCUCUUCCAUCCCGGGGAUGGCGGUGACCUAUGGAACCUGGAGAGGAAGGUGGAGGAGGUGGAGCGCAGGCUAUCCCAGCUGGAGGAGAAAACGUGCUCCUGCCCCAACGUCUCACGUGUGGCUGCCACGGUGAUGAAUGAGGUGAUUUGGCUGAAAAAGGGGCUGGAGCAACACCUGGGGGUGUUCAAGAACGUCUUCAGCAACGCCGACGUGCUGGCGAGAUCCAACGCCACGUUGGAGCUGGAUAAGCUGUGGCAGCUGCUGAAGAAGAAAGAGAAGAAGAAGCAAGGAGGACGGAGGGAGGAGUCAGAGAGGGGAGGAAAGCGGCGCAGCAGGAGGGAGUCACCAGGUGAGGUUUCAGGUGAACCCGUCCCCGCCAGCCUAUCAGAACGCGCCCCGCUGUUCGUUGCUCGGUCUCUUCAGAGCGUCUCUGGCGUUGUUGUUUUUGAGCCGUCUUUGACCCAGGGUCAGUUUUACUCUGGCAGUACCUUCACAGUUCCAGUGGAUGGGAUCUACCUGUUUGUCCUCACCUUGCACCUGAGACCAGGCCCCGCCCAUGUGGUCCUAAGGAGCAUGGGGGAGGAGGAGGAGAAGGGCGGAGCGUGGGUGCCUCUGCAGAGGCAGGAAGUAAGUAAGGAGGGGCCGGCUACCGGGGUCAGCCUCCUGCUGCUGAGGGAGGGGCAGGAGGUGAGGCUGGAACUGAGGGGAGGAGAGUGGGCGGAGUCAGAGGACGACAUGUUCGCAUGUGUGCUGCUCUACCCAACCACCUGAGAGCGCUGUGGACCAAUCAGCUGACAGCUGAAGGAACUGGUUGGAUAAAUGGACGGAUGAAGGCAGCUUAGAGGACCAGGAGGGGUGAAAUAAUCCGAUGUUGUGAUUUCAGCUCAGAAGAAGAAUUCUGUUUUUUUUAAUGUCAUAUUUAGCGUGACGGCCAGUUUGUUCCAGUUUGGUUCCAGCAAAACACUGAGGAAAAGAAUAUGCUAGAAAUAAGCAAAAGAAAAAAUCUAAACCUCUCAAACCUACAGUAUGCACUCACUGCCACUUUAUUAGGUGCAUCUUCCUGUAAAUAUCUAAUCAGCCAAUCACAGAGCAGCAGCUCAAAGCAUUUAAGCAUGCAGACGAGCUGCUGAAGUUCAGACUGAGAAAGGAGGAGUAAGAGACUCAAAGUUGGUCUGAGUGUUUCACACAGAGCUCAUAGAGGAAACAUCCAGUGAGCAGCUCUCAGGGAGGAAAUGACUCGCUGAGGUCAGAGGACGAUACACAGACUGCUUCAAGCUGAUAGGAAAGAAACGGGAAGUCACUCGUUACAGCCGGGCUCUGCAGAAGAGCAUCUGUGAAUGUGCAGCAGCAGCAGAAGAGCAGUCCUGUGUUAAGAACAGGAAGCUGAGGCUACAGCUCACACAGAAACCUGGACAGCAGAGGAUGGAGAAACGUUUCCUGCUCUGUGAGUGUCAGAUGGUCAGUUAAUCCAUCCUGCCUGCGUCAGACCUCAGCCUGCUGCUGCUGCUGCUGUGAUCAGGGCCACGCCCGUCCUCUGAUGUCACAAAGCGAGUUCACUCAGGCGGCUCCACAGUCACAGAUCUCAGUUUAACAGAGCAGCUUUGAGAUGUGGAGGAGUGGGAGGGUGUCAUCACAGAUGCAGCAGCUGAGUGAUGAUGUCGUGAUGAUGUCGUGUCACCAUGGAUGAGGACCUUGUCAUGUCUGUCGUGAAGGAUUAAAAGCAGCUCUAGGUGUACCUAAUAAAGUGGCAGUAAGCCUCCAAACUACAUUUUUGGUUCUACUGAAAAAAAGGCGGACGUCUGUGUGAUCUUCAUAUGGAGAGUAACUCCAUAUGAAGUAACUCCAUGGACGUGAAGUUUAUGUUUUUAUUUUUAUUUUUUAAAUUGUCAACACUUGCCCCGUGUAUCCUGUCAGCGUUGAUUCUGGGAGUUGAAGGAGGGUUUGACCCGAUGAGUCUUUGCUCGUGUUUUGAAUCAUUAGACUAAAACAGAGAGCACAGCUCAGCCUCGUGUUUCUAACAUUCAGUUGCAGGUUUUGGUUAUUUGAAGGUUUUUAAAAGCAGAGCUCAGCAGGAAAGCUCUGGUUUCAUACAUGUGACAAAAAAAAGGAUUUUCUUCUUCUGCUGUCAAAACUACAGAAUCGACGUCUCCUGAAAACCCUCAGCUCUGUGCAACGCCGUGACGCUGAAAGUCUGGACGGACUUGAGUGAAAGCCACGCCCGUGUGAUGGGUGGGGCUUAUAGCAGAGAGCUCAUACAAGCUUAAAAAUGCUCAAUCACUGACCAAUCAGGGUGGACAUAAAGUGGGAAAUGUUUUUGUUAUUUUAAACUUGAGGCAAUUUUUAAUUUUUACUUUAUUUUACAUGAAGAAAAUAUUUGAAUGUAAAGUCACGAGUUUCAUGAUGUAAAAACACAGCAGAAAAUAUUUAAAUAAACCCUGAAUGAGACAAUGAA